CAUGUGUAUCCCAAUGAGAGUAGGGUUUCGGUAGAACAAAGAAGACCGGGGUUUAAUGAGAGCGGAGAGAAUCGGGGUACACAGAGGAGCACUCGUCUGAAAUUCAGGCUAAGAAUCAGCUCUCCAUUAAUUUAGAUUUCAGCUCUUUCUAAUCUUGGAAGCUUCGCAAGCUAGUUUGCUGCUUAUUUAUCACAGGCCGUCUCUGUCGCUGUUGCUAUCUCUCUCUCUUUCGCAGCUAUGGUAGAGAAGAAGAGGAAAACAAGAGAUGAACCUAAAACUAUGAGAACAAAGAAGAAAUCGAAUGUGAAGAGUGGCCGCGAUAGGACCAAAAAGAAAACUGGUCCCCGGCUACCUAAUUCGUUGCGGAAGGAGCUUGAUCGUGCCGAAUUUAACCCAAACAGUCCACUGAACAGCGAAGAUGAAGAAAUCGAUUCGGAUGAAGGUAACUAUGUGUAUGAGUACGAGGAGAAACUGCCGGAGGAGGAGACUCUGAAGAACCAUAGAUUUGACCCUGUAGAGAACUAUGAGUACGAGUUGCCUGCGAAAUUCAAGGAUGAAAACGUGUUAUCAGAUGACGAUAAUGAUGAAUUCUUUGGUGGUCACGAGGAAGGAGACAACAAGUCUAGAGGUGCUGAAGAGGAAGAUGACGAAAAGCAUAUGAGAAUGUUGGAAGGAAUCACUGGAAUGCCAAGUGAGGUUUUUGGAGGUAAGAAGAUGAAGAGAAACAAUGUUGUUAUGUCAGAGCCUUAUCCUGAGUCUGAAUACAAUCCUACUCGUGACAUUCUGGAUGGUCAUAACAGCAUUACAAUUCAAGAUCUUCUUGAGCCUCUUCAAGGAAAAACUGGGUUUAGCAAACUUAGAAAGAGAAUGGAGCAAUUUGAGAAGAAUUCUAUGCCUAUCCAUGCUCCUCUUCCAAAGCCAGAUCGAGAGAAGCUUGAGAGGAAGGCAGUGAAAGAACAAAUGACAAAGGAACUUAAUAAAUGGGGGCCCUCAGUCAAGAGGAAUAGAGAGGCACCGACUAUUUUUUUUGAUGAAGAUGUUGACCUGGGGUUUUCAACUGUGGGGGCAAUAGCUUCAGAAUUUGAAGCUAGAACUGAAUUUGAGAAGAAAAUGGCUUCUUUAGUUUAUGAUCAGAAAGUUAUGGAAGCUCACAAAGAAGAUGGUGCCAGACUCCUUGAGUUAAAUGAGGUAUCUGUUGAAGAUCAUGUAAAAUACCGAGAUCAUAUAGCUAAAAUGCGCAGCCUUCUUUUCCGCCAUGAACUGAAAAGUAAACGCAUAAAGAAGAUCAAGUCUAAAACAUAUCAUCGCUUGAGGAACAAAGAUAGAAGGAAAGCAGAGUCGGUAGAAAUGCUGAUGGAUCCAGAGGCAACUAAAGAACAGUUAAUGAAGCAGGAGUUCAAACGGGCUGAGGAACGUAUGACUCUAAGGCAUAAAAAUAAGUCAAAGUGGGCAAAGCAUGUUUUAAAACUUGGUUUGAAUGCCCGGGAUGAAGGAACUCGAGCAGCAAUAACUGAGCAGCUCCAUUUGCAUGCUACUUUGACCAGAAAGAUGAACACUAUGAAGGAAGGCAGCAGCAGCAGUGAUGAUAGUAGCGAUGAGGAUGAUGUUGAUGGAGAUCCAUCUUCUUUGGACCAGAAUGCUUCAUCUAACUUGUUGGCAAAAGCAAAGGAAAAAACACUUAAAGUAUUAGAAGAGGAUGAUGAAGUGCCCAAUUCUGGGUUGCUUUCUUUACCUUUCAUGGUGCGGGGAUCAAAGAAAAGAAAUGAAGCAGCUCUUGAAGAAGCUAAGCUUGCUCUUCGGGAGUAUGAAGAGUUGGAGGGUAAAGAUAACAUGGCAGAUUCCAAUGUAGGCACUGUUAGUGGGAGAAGGGUAUUUGGUACCACCAGAAAAGAAGUUGCAAAACCAAAUCAUAAAAUGAGAACAGAUAAGUUCUAUGGUACUAGUGAUAGUGAAGAUGACCAGGAAGCUAGAGAAGAUAGUGAUGUCGGGAAUGGCAAAAAUAAUAAUUUUGAGAAGGGUGUAGGUGAUAUUUCUGAUUUACCUAAUGAAGGCACCGACUUCCAUCAAGAUUCUGUACUCGAGAAUUAUGAUGAUAUUGUUGGGAAUCCAGGUGUCAAGACAACUUACGAUGUUGCCAUUUUUGCAUCAGGCACUUGGAAGAAGAUGAAAGAUGGAAGCCAAGUUGGUACUAAUGUCAAGGACCCUCUGAAGGUUGGGGAACCUGCUCUGCCCAAUAGAGACUUAGUGAAGGAAGCAGGAGAGGAAAAUGAUUCAGACAGUGAAGGACAAAUGGUUGAUGGGAUGUUGUCUUCUAGCCAAGAAGCAUCUUAUGAGCUUCCUUCUCAAGCAGAGCUUAUUCACCAUGCUUUUGCAGGAGAUGAUGUGGAAGAAGAAUUUGAGAAGGAUAAGCAAGAGAUUCUGAAUGAGGAAGUUCCUGAACCUGAAAAGCCUGUUCUACUCCCUGGUUGGGGCCAGUGGACCAAUAUACAGCAAAAGAAAGGUUUACCUUCGUGGAUGUUGAAGGAGCAUGAUGAUGCAAGGAGGAAGAGAGAGCAAACUCUCAAAAAUAGGAAGGAUGCACAUCUCAAACAUGUUGUUAUAACUGAGAAGAUGGAUAAGAAGGCUGAGAAACUACACACAAAAACUUUGCCUUACCCAUUUACAUCUAAAGAAGCUUUUGAGCAGAGCAUACGAAUGCCAAUUGGACCAGAGUUCAACCCAGCAACUGCUAUUGGAGCUCUUAAUCAACCUGAAGUGGUGAAGAAACGAGGGUUGAUUAUAAAACCAAUUAAGUUCGAGGAACUGAAUCCACAUGAAAAAGGAGAGGAUCACAUGAGAAAUCGACCGAAACCUAAACAGAAGGUGAACAAAGAUAAAGUUAAUGGAAGCCAAAAUCACACAAAGAAGAAGGCAACUGGCAGGGCUAUCUAA
This is a messenger RNA of Carica papaya (papaya), 2931 nucleotides long. Its product is annotated as U3 ribonucleoprotein (Utp) family protein. Gene Ontology annotation, biological process: rRNA processing. Gene Ontology annotation, cellular component: nucleolus; small-subunit processome. The record is from RefSeq and is a predicted model, not a curated record. NCBI's taxonomy places the organism in Eukaryota, Viridiplantae, Streptophyta, Magnoliopsida, Brassicales, Caricaceae.